AGAAUAAGGCUGUAACGUAACAAAAAGUGAAGGGGUCUGAAUACUUUCUGAAUGCACUGUACAUAGCAAAUAUUUGGAAUGUAAAUUUUAACAAUGCGCGUGAAAUAGGAUCUAUGCACUGUACAUUUUUCAGUUCUGAGAAGCUCUGCAUACUGUCUAUAUUAUGUUAGUUCUGAGAAGCAUAACAAAACAUCACUUGACACCCACAUCUGUCUAAAAUAUGUACUGGCUAGAAUGGAAGUUGUGACUUUCUCAACUCACUCUGAAAUCCCUAUCGCCCCUUCUCUUUAUGUAGACAUCUACUCCAUGUACUUCACAGCCUGCAGUCAGUAUGUGGUAACAGCAGAUGACCUUAAGCAGAGGGAUCUGCGGUCUUAAAGAGGAUUGGUUAGUCAGAGGGCUGCUAUGCCCAACCCUCCGCUCAGACCAGCCAAUAGUAUACAGACCCUACAGGAAGGUAGGAUGAGAUUAAGUAUCAAAACAGAAACAGUGUCUGUUCCUUUGAAGGGUUGCCCUGCAGGACAUCUAAUAAGAAAGUGUUUCAGGAUAGAGAUCAAAACAUUAAAGGAAGAAAGCGGAGGAUAACAAGAGAAGAGUUGCCCCAGGGACCAAAUGAUUCUGAUAUCUAGGCCUAAGCCAAUACAGGCCCAGCUCCUAGCCCACUGUUGGUUGUCUUUGUCCCCAGCCAACUACAUCCAAGCUAAAGAUGGGUCGGUUCCUCAACAUAAACCUGUGUGUGAAUCACCUGGGAGGGAGGACAUUAAGACUGUUCUGCAAGCUCAGGUACCUCAUAACUAUCCUUAGAACCUUCCCUCACCUGGCCAAGACACCCCUAGCCUUGGACUUCCGUAGCUGCUCCUUGCCUUCCUCUCCCCUGCCUCCCAGCUUUGCCAGGAAAGGAGCCCCCAAGAGCUUGAGGUUGAAACACAUGAGCUUGACCGCUGAGUACCUCCUUGAGGGUGGUACCAGAGGGGUGAGAUACUCCCAGGUGGCCCGUGUCUACUCAACCUCUAGUAGGGAUGUGUUGAAGGCUGAGGCCCCCAUCGGAGUCCUUCAUGAGGACAGCCUUCAGGAGGACAGCCAGACAUCCUUUCAGUUGAGCAUGCUUUGUCUGGGUGAUUCUUUUAAUCGCCUCUCCAGACACAUCAAUAUUUACUUCAAGAGAAAGGAUGUGACCCAGCUGUCCUCUGUUGCUGGGAAUGUGGGGUUUGUUGUCACAACUCAGGAGAGUCUGGGAAGCAGGCCACAGAGGCGUAGUCAAAGUAACAGGGCAGCCAGGGAGGACAGUGAGACAACAACACAGCAGCCUUUUGAAAAUGAAAACGAUCUUGAGACGUCAGACAGCCAGACAGAGACAAGCUCCGCCCCCCAGCGAUAUGGUGGACUGCAGUUAUUUCACAUCAGUUCCAUUGCCUCCAGGUUUGGGGAAAGUUACAGUUAUGUUGCUCAUCACAUAAACUCAUCACAUGAACACCUAAAGUCAGUGUUCACCAAAAGUUCGGCACAGGACGUCCUAGGUUCGACUCUGGAGGAUCUGGCUUCAAGCAGAGUGUCGACCGGGAGGAUGAGGAGGAGGAAAACACAAAAAAUCAGUUACAUUGAAAGUGUAAAGGAAACUGAAACGGCUCAUUUAAAGACUAGUGCAGCUGUAGCUCAGACCACAGCCAUUCAGAAACCAGCCAUUGAACGUGCUGAUAUCUCCAACAACUGGGAGGGAGAGGCAGAGGGCUACCUUCACUUUGCCCAGCACGUCAACAGAUACUUUGGAGCCAAAACCGUUACAGACGAAACUGAACUACCACCACCUCAAACAGAACAUCUGGUUGCGGACCACAUGCCAAACAGCAGGACGUAUCAACAGCAGUGUUCUAAAUCUUCUUCCUCCAGACAUGAACAAUCAGCCACAGAGCUAAAGCAGGAAGAUCCACCCAUCCGUCCCAAAUCUCUUUUCCACAUCAGUAACAUCACAACCAGUUUUGGUGAGAACUAUGCAUACAUGGCUAAUUACGUCAACAGCUAUUUCAAGGGCAGCUAUGAUGCCGUGGAGGAGGAGGAGUUAGAAAGAGGUCCCAUUGAGGAAUGCAGGGGAGAAUGGGAGAUGGAGUAUGGAUCCGUUAGGGUCCCGAAACCACAGCCUGCUGUAUCCUUCAUGGAGUGCCUUCUCAAUCCCAGUAGUGCCAUCCCCAGCCUCCUGGGGGGGUAUCUGGGGGGCUCCUGGGCUCAGAGCAACCAGGCCCAUCCUGCCUCUAUGCUCAGUGAGGCCACACUUAGAAGAUUGGUGAUGGGCAGGAGACAGGCAGAGGAGAUGACCCGUGCUUUGGUGUCCAGUCUACAACAGGCCUUCUCUCCUGAGGCCAUCACCGAAGUUGUCGAUGAGCUCAACACACACCUUAUCCGACACCCAGGAUGCAAAGCAGUGGUCUGGCAGGAGAAAGCUGCUGUUCAGCUCUUAAGACAGCGGCGUAGCCAUAGAGAAGACCAGGAACUUCAGUGUGUCAUUAGGGAAACCUUGGCUCUGAUUGGCUAUGUGGAUCCAGUCAAAGGUCGUGGAAUCCGAGUGCUCUCAAUCGAUGGUGGUGGCACAAGAGGGGUGGUGCCACUGCAGGUCCUCAAGCAGCUGGAAGCGGAAACAGGCAAGCAGGUUCACCAGCUGUUUGACUACAUCUGUGGAGUGAGCACAGGGGCAGUGUUGGCCUUCAUGCUUGGCCUGGCCCGUUUCUCUCUAGAGGAGUGUGCAGAUAUGUACCGUCGUUUUGGCUCGGAUGUGUUCCGUCAGAACCCCUUGGUGGGGACAGUGAAGAUGGGCUGGAGUCACUCUUACUACAGCACCGAGACCUGGGAGAUGAUACUGAGAGAGAAGAUGGGCGACCAAGUUCUGAUUAAAACAGCCAGGGAUGAGUUGAGCCCCAAGGUGUCAGCGGUGAGCGCCGUGGUGAACUGGGGGACGAGUCCCAAGGCCUUUAUCUUCAGGAACUACAACCACAGCCCAGGCCGUCUCAGCCGCUACGCAGGGGGGUCUGGGUACCAGAUGUGGCAGGCGGUGAGAGCGUCGUCCGCUGCCCCGGGAUACUUCCAGGAAUUCCCCUUACACAGUGACAUCCAUCAGGAUGGUGGCCUCAUUCUAAACAACCCUUGUGCCCUCGCCGUCCACGAGAGCCGUCUCCUGUGGCCCAACCAGCCUUACCAGUGUGUCCUGUCGCUCGGCACCGGUCGCUAUGACAAUGCUAAGCGGAGCCCGGGCACCUCCACCAGCCUGCGUGCCAAGAUCAACCACCUGAUCUGCAGUGCCACCGACACCGAGGGGGUCCACACCCUCCUGGACGACUUGUUGGCCCCAAACGUCUACUUCAGGUUCAACCCCAUGCUGAGUGCCGAGGUAUCCCUGGAUGAGAGCAGCGUCAGGGCCAUGGAGCAGCUGCAGGCUGACACCCAGGUCUACCUGGACAGGAACAAGCCCAAGAUGGCCAGGCUGUGUAAGGUGCUGGGGCAGGAGCGCACUGCGCUGAGCCACACCAAGGACUGGGUCAGUGAGAGAGCCUGGGAGAUGCAGCAGAGCUGGGUUUGAGGGUCCUAGGUCACAGGUCACAGGUCACAGGUCACAGGUUAGGUUUUAUUACUCAGUGCCUGUAGUUUUACCCUGUUUUUAUUUUUAAAACGUUUUAGCAAACUGAGGAUGCACUCCUUUAUGGAAUAUUGUUAAGUGUAUUUGCACUUCCAGACCUGGGUUCUAAUACUAUUUAGGGUAUUUCAAUUACUUUUAAAGACAUGUGGAAGUAAGUAUUUCAUUUUUUGUAAAAACAAAUUUAAGACAAGUAGUUGAAUAUUGGAAUUUAUUUGGAAAUACACUUGGAAAGUAUUUGAAAAUACUCAAAUACACUCCCAUUCAUUUAACUGAGGUAUUUGAAAAUACUUUCAAGCAGAAGGCUAUUUAUAUGGAAUAAUUUGAAAAAUAAUUCCAAUAGAAGUAGUUGAUUCCGGCCACGUUAUUUGAAAAUACUCAAAUACACAGAAAAUAAGUAUUUAAAUCACAUGUAUUUGAACCCAGGUCUAGCACUGACCGUAUAUUGAAGAUGUUUGCACUGAGGGAAUUCGUGUAGCUGCUAGUGAUAUGUGUUAUCUCAUAUUAUUACAACAUUUUUGUUCAUGUUAAACCUAUUUAUAUAUUUUUAAAAACACAUUAUUAUUGUAAAAUGUUAUGCUGUGUUUUGUAAGAUGCUUCAGCCUCUUAAAAGCUCUGAAGUGUACAGCAAACUUGUCCCUCACAUAAUUGUGAAAUAUCUCAUGAUGUGCUCAGCUGAGGCCUUUACAUUCAAGUAGUAACAUAUCUAUCUUCUCAGACCCAGUAAUUCCCCACCCAGAUUUGGAUUGGUGAUGUAACAAUUGAGCAAUUAAAAAGCAGCUUGUGGUAUUGACUUUGUACUGCUGGAGUUUGAGGGGUUAAUGGCAGCCUGCCUGCGUCUAGAGGCUGUACCCACCCUGGUCAGUCACUAUAAAUGACACACUUUGUUUGGGACAGAAAUGCUUUGUUAAGAGAGAGAAUGAGUGUGCAUGUGCCAGCCAGAGAGAAGACACAAGUUCAGUAACCCCCAGCCUUUCACUCAACAAAAGCACAGAUAACAAAAUAAAUUAAAUUACUUUAGACAUCAAA
Oncorhynchus tshawytscha (Chinook salmon) is the source of this 4648-nucleotide messenger RNA. RefSeq names its product calcium-independent phospholipase A2-gamma. Gene Ontology annotation, biological process: arachidonate metabolic process. Gene Ontology annotation, cellular component: membrane. NCBI's taxonomy places the organism in Eukaryota, Metazoa, Chordata, Actinopteri, Salmoniformes, Salmonidae. The transcript has 9 exons. The record is from RefSeq and is a predicted model, not a curated record. The coding region runs from base 707 to 3565 and encodes 952 amino acids.